AUGGGCAACUGUGUACCAACCACGCAUCGUUUCUUCCGCUCUACUCGACGUAGGCGCGUCAGAAAAGACUGGCCUAUGAGGGCAUAUGAAGCUGUGGAAGCAGGAGAAGAGACUAGAAUCAGCACAGGCCAUCAAGAGAUAGGGGAAGCGACGAAUAGAAUGAAACAAGCGACUAUGAGUGAGAAUCCAGUUAAAGAGAAGGAGGUAGAAGUCGAGAUCGAGAGUAGAGAAGACACCGACACUGGCACCGACACCUACGCCCACAGCGAAUGCUCCUCUAGCUUGGGAGAAUUUCCAUCCCUCGAAAGCCUAUGUAAGAAAUAUGAAGAGUUGGAGCAGAUCAAGAAUAGAAUAGAACAGGAGAAUACGAGUGAGAAGGCAGUGCAGAGGAAAGUAGAAAAUGGGAUUGUGAUUGAGAGUAGAGAAUAUGAAUAGAAGAAUAGGAAUGUGGAAGCAGAGGAGAGGAAGAUGGAAGGUGAAGAUAUUGCGAAUAGAGAUGAUGAAGAUCAGGAUGAGGAUAGCGAGUGCUCCUCUAGCCUGAGAGAAUUCCUAAUGCUCGAAAGGCUCUGUGAGGAGUAUGAAGAGGCGAACACAAUAGAAGAAGAAGAGGAGGAGGAGGAGGAGGGCAGUAACGUGACAGAAAUAGGAGAGGAAUGUGAACACCCAGAUGACCUUCAUAGAGAAGAAGGUAAGGAAGUGGCUUCCGGAGACGGCGACCACAUACAAGGGGAGAAGUUGAUGUCAUUUGAGGAGUUCUGUGGGGAGACUUUUGCAAUCUCUCCAACCCUUGUU
Molecule: messenger RNA, 792 nt
Organism: Rodentolepis nana
Lineage: Eukaryota; Metazoa; Platyhelminthes; Cestoda; Cyclophyllidea; Hymenolepididae
Source: the annotation of a GenBank genome assembly